This is a messenger RNA of Phyllotreta striolata, 3818 nucleotides long. NCBI's taxonomy places the organism in Eukaryota, Metazoa, Arthropoda, Insecta, Coleoptera, Chrysomelidae. The record is from the annotation of a GenBank genome assembly.
AUUUUUCACACACCGUCCUCUCGUACGAAGUUAAAGCGUAUUUCCGCAAAACGGGGAUAGGAAACGGUCGAGCUGGAGAAUCACGUCCCGUCGUCGUCGUCGUCGACGAGAAUUAAAAUGACGCGCGUGUUGUCCAGCAGCACACCAGCUCGCCGUCACCGUCGCGUACAGUCGCUCACCUACGCCUAGUGCAGACCACUUUCAGUUACCGCUUGGCGAGCUCCUCCAACGCUCGAUUCUCGAUUCUCUCGCGAACGGGAAGGAAAAAAAAAAAGAAGCAAAAAUACGCGAACAGUGUCGUAAAUUUCGUCGCGACGACGUCACCGGCGGUUCGCCUUCUCGAAUAUGUGCUGAAGAAGCUGCGGUCGAUCAGCUGACGGGGGGGUUUCUGUGCGAUCGAGGAACUCCUUUUUUCGAUAUCGAUAAGACCCCGUUUCGCGUGUCACGUGACGUAUUAUGCAUGUAUAGAAGUGCUGGAGUUGUUGCAAAAUUUGUGAUUAGAAAGUGAUUGUUUUGAAACGGAGCGAAAAUAAUGGAUGGGGUUAUGUGGAUUUUGGCGAGAAACUAAGCCACAAUGCGGAGCACAAACCCGGCCGUGAGUUACCGCCACGAGCCCGGUCGAUAUUCUAGCCUUAGCCCUCUGAGAGGUCCCACGGUGACGGCGAUUAGCGAUGUUUGCGACAAAACGGUGGUCAGGAUCCGCAGGACGGGCGUGCAGCAGGAGAGGAUCCGCGUCGUUUGCACGACCAGGAGGCAGCACGUCAGCAGGAUGGUCGCCGUAUCGGACGUGUGUCACACGUUGCCCUCCCUGCGAAAGCACGUCACUGUUAUCAGUUUCCCUCCGAAAAUGGAGCGCUCCCAAAUAGUCAACACCAUGGGCAGCUCGGACCACAUACAAGAACAGACCUACAUCCAAGCGCCCAGCUUCGUCCAAUCGCAGAACUACGAUUACAAAACCAACUCAUCCAGCUCCAUCUACUGCAGAUCGCCGAACUCCACGCCUUACGGCUCCGCCUCCCAGCCGCUCCACAAGAAAGGCACGCUCCGCAACGGCGACGUCCUCAAGAGGUCCAGAGUACAAACAACGUACGAGCUCUCCCAGGACAUCCUGGACAAGCAGAUCGAAGUGCUCGAACGGAAAUAUGGCGGCGAUAGAGCUCGAAGCGCCGCGCUCACCAUCCAAAGGGCCUUCAGGCGCUACACGUUGCUCAAGAAGUUCGCCGCCAUCACGGCGAUGGCCAAGGCGGAGAAGCGCAUCAGCAGGAGGCUGCCCGCCGGCGGCGACGAUCGCAGCCCGACGCCCGCGACGGAGCAGUCCUGCAACGAGUACGCGUACACGUUCGAGAACCACGACUGCAACUCGGCGAGGAUGAUGCCCGUGAGGUCGAUGUCGUUGCGCGAGCGGAGGCACAUCGAUAACAUGCAGAUACCCCGGAGUCAAUCGGGUACUCCGACGGUUUGUUGGGAGAAUUACUCGUCGUCGUCUUUGCAACAUUAUUAUUCCCCGGCGGAGAGUAAAUCGGAUACUUCGACGCAAGUGACUCCGAGCAGCAGUUCUUGCAACACCCCAGGGUCUUCUUCGAACGGGUACAUGAGAUCGAGGAACAGCUUAUCGAGCAGGAAAGUGCCGCCGGAGGUGCCGAAGAGAACCUCGAGCAUAUCGUCUAAAUCGAUGGAGCCGAAUCGGCAGAAGUGCAACGGUUUGAUCAAAACCACCGAGAACGGGUCUCUGUCGAGCGUGCAGAGCUCGGGUAGCGACAGCAGCGUUUCCACCGAAAGGUUGCAUUGCGAGUACGCCAACUCGCCGAUAUGGAAGCGCAAGGGCGGCAGCGCCUCCGAGUACGCCGAACCGGCCUUAGAAACUAGUCUCGGUAAUAUAUCUAAUGUCAGUUCGACGUACACUUUGGUGGAAAGAGCGGCCGAACAACAAACCCCGAAUAGCUAUAAGAUAUCGGAAACCAUCCGCAAGCGACAGUACCGCGUCGGAUUGAACCUGUUUAACAAAAAACCCGAGAAAGGCAUCGCUUAUCUCAUACGAAGGGGAUUCCUGGAGAGUUCACCGCAAGGAGUUGCGAGGUUUUUGAUCUCGCGCAAGGGCUUGAGCAAGCAGAUGAUCGGCGAGUAUUUGGGCAACUUGCAAAGUCCAUUUUGCAUGGCUGUGUUGGAAUGCUUCGCGGCCGAACUCGAUCUAUCCGGAAUGCAGGUGGACGUGGCUUUGAGGAAGUUCCAGCAGCAUUUCAGGAUGCCGGGCGAGGCGCAGAAGAUCGAAAGGCUGAUGGAGAUAUUCUCGCAGAGAUACUGCCAGUGCAAUGUGGAUAUCGUAGGGAAAUUAAGAUCGCCGGAUACGAUUUUCGUGUUGGCGUUCGCAAUAAUAAUGUUAAACACGGAUUUGCACACGCCGAGCAUCAAACCGGAGAGGAGGAUGCGUUGCGACGAUUUCAUCAAGAAUCUCAGAGGCAUCGACGAUUGCGGCGACAUCGACAGUAACAUGUUAACGGGUAUAUACGAUCGAGUCAAAGCCAACGAAUUCAAGCCCGGUUCGGACCACGUAACGCAAGUACUCAAAGUACAAAGUACCAUCGUGGGUAAGAAACCGAACAUGGCCCUACCUCACCGUAGGCUGGUGUGCUACUGCCGGCUGUACGAAAUACCGGACAUCUACAAAAAAGAGCGACCCGGCGUGCACCAACGCGAGGUGUUCCUCUUCAACGACCUGCUCGUCAUCACGAAGAUCCUCAGCAAGAAGAAGUCGUCGGUGACGUACACGUUCAGGAAUAGCUACCCGUUGUGCGGAAUGGUCGUGACGCUGUUCGACGUGCCGCAUUACCCGUACGGCAUCCGGCUGAGCCAGCGCGUCGACCAGAAGGUCCUGGUGACGUUCAACGCGCGAAACGAGCACGACCGGUGCAAGUUCGCGGAGGAUUUGAAGGAGGCCGUCAGCGAGAUGGACGAGAUGGAGAACCUUCGGAUCGAGGCCGAGCUGGAGAGGCAGAAGUCGAAUAGAGGUGGCGGUAGAACAGGUACGGAGAAUCGCGAUAGCGGCGUGGCGGACGUGGAGGUGUUCCCUUACCAGUGCCCUUGUUCGCAAAUGCCAUCGGCGAAUAUGAACGAGGAAGAUGUACAGCACGAUCAGCAAAUCAAACGGUCCGCGCUGAGCAACUCUUUGAUCGACAUCCACGAACAGUUUGCAGGAGAGAAGGCUCAACGGAGAGGUAGCGUCGGAUCGUUGGAUAGCGGAAUGUCGGUUUCAUUUCAAUCGACAUCGGCGAGCUCUUGUUCGAGAUCCGAUAAAUUAGCGGGGAAGCAGUUGGGUAAGGCGGGGAUCCACAAUCACCAGGGGUUCCUCGGCGGCAUUUUCAAUAAGAAGGCUAGUGGAGGGCAACCGAAGUUGACGGAAGUUUAAAUAGGAAAAAUGCUUCUUUUUUUUGUUUUAGUCAUUUGGAAUUCGAAAGAUUUUGACCGCAAAGCCUUCACUGUCCGUAUUCUAACAAGCUUAAUAGUAACGAUACUAUUGAACGAUAAGCGCAUAUAUAAGACUGAGAUGCUUGUAUUUAACGAAAGACAACAAAACAUUUUGAAUGUGUGAUAUGAAUUGUGUUUAGUAUGAUUAUAUUUUAUUAAUUUAUAUUCAGAUAUUAGAUGUGCUUUGUGUGGAUUAGUGAAGUUUUUCGGGCCUUAUCACUACGAAAACAUCACAAUGUUUUAUUAACUUUUCUCGAAUUGCCGAGUAUUUUUAUAAUUUGUAUAUACACACGCGCGCGCACAUUUCCCUUUUUUCGAUUAUCGGGGACAAUAUUUAAGGAAUUUACAUUUUUUUU